GGUCGGCGGUGGCCGUGUGGUGGCGGCGGGCGGAGCCGGGCUCGACUCGUUCCGGAGGCCGUGAGGGAGGCGCCCGGGGGCGGUCGCGGAGCGAUGGAGCGGCUGGAGCGGUGCUGCCGCUCGCUGCGCGCCGGGCUGGCGGCCGGGGCCGUCCGCCGCCGGCUGCCCUGGGUGCUGCUCGGCAUCGUCCUCCUCGGGUCCGCCCUGAAGGACGGCGACCUGGUGCCGGAGACGCCCAUGCAGAACAAGCGCAACCUGCUCAACGUAUACUUUGUCAAGGUGGCUUGGGCAUGGACAUUCUGGCUUCUGCUGCCCUUCAUUGGAGUUACCACCUACCUUUUUGCCAAGAGCAAGUUCCUCUAUGGCCACACGAAGAGCAUUUUGACAGCUCUGCGGCGUCUUAGUGCACUGCUGGUGGGCACUGCCAUCUGGUACGUCUGCACCGGACUCUUCGUGUAUAUCGAGAAUCUCACCGGCAUGUGCUCUACCUCGGGUAAACACAACGAGCCUCGCCAGCUGUACGCCACCAAGCAGGAGUGCCACCAGGACAAUGGAAUCUGGAAUGGUUUUGAUAUCUCAGGGCACUGUUUUCUGCUCUCGUACUGUGCUCUGAUGAUUGUGGAAGAAAUGGCAGUGCUGGAAGGCUUGUCCAUAGACCAGAACUCAAAGCUGCGUGUUGUGGUCAACAGCCUUUUUGUUUCCUUGUGUUUUCUCACCAUGAUCUGGGUAUUCAUGUUUGUGUGCACUGCCGUAUAUUUCCAUGAUUUCAGUCAAAAGCUUCUUGGUGCGCUGAUAGGUUUGUCAGCUUGGUAUGUAACGUACAGAGUUUGGUACUUGAAACCAUUUUCUCCUGGACUACCUCUCCCAAAUAUACCUUUGAGUUCAAAGAAAUACAGCUAUAGCAGAUAAAAGAAGUUUUUAAACACUUUGAAUUUUGCUUUCAGUACUGGGGUAGUUGAAUAUAGGAACGGUUACAGUAUUUCCACUGUAAGGAACAAGAUGAUGGGCUGGGGCAGAGAACAAUCUUUACUAGCUGAUGGCUGGCAGGUGGUAAUGAGAUUUGUCCUCAUGAGAAAAAAAAAUGGUAUUGGAAAAGGUCAGCUGUUGUUUAGGAGUUUCUGGUAGGCAUUCUCAGCAAAGGAAUAAGAAGUUGGAUUUGUUUCUCUUAUUGAUAAAUUGAGGAACAGAUCCUCUAAGACUGACAGAGGCCUUUGCUCUUUAGGAGCUUAACUGAUCUUAAGUCAAUUCUUUUUCUUCCCUCUUGGUUUGUUUUUGUCAAAAAUACCAGGGAUGAUCCAAACCUCAUAUUCUUUUUAAUGCUCUACUUGUAUUGCCUUAGGGGAAAUCUCUCAUAAUGAUAGUGCUGCUAACUGCUGCAAUAGGCUUGGCCAAAAAUAUUCACUUGUUAAAGCAGCAUAUAGCUCUGUUUUGAAACUAGAACAUCUCAUGUUAUCAAACGUUAAAUACACCAACUUGCCACAAAUCCUUGUUAGGUGUAUGCACAAUCUGCAACAAAGAGAGUGAACCUGACAUGUAAUGUCUUAAGCAGGUUGUGACUUCAAAUUUAUGCCUGCCUUUGGAAAGGAAACUCUUGAGUAACAAGUCUUAACUUUCUCCUUACAUGAAGUAUCUGUAGUCAAGUUUUGUCAUUUUAUUCUAGACACAAAAAGCAAGUCAAAUACGAGACUUGGAGGGGUUAUUUUUAUUUUUUUAAUUUUGCAAAUUGAGCACCUUACAAUAAAGGGUAUUGUCUGCUACGUUUCUUCCAGAAGAACAAUGAAAUUCUGGUGUUACGAACAUGUUGGCUUAAGCUGCCAUUUUCUGAAUAUUAUGCUUGGAAAUGAAUGAAACAUAUCAUUUAUCCUAAGCUGCAAAGCAGUGUGCUUGAAGCAAUACUUAUUCUUGCUUAUCCGGGUGUAUCAAUAAGCUGCUUAAUUUUGAUUGCACCUGAAGUUGCGGCCACUUCUGUUGUGGUUGGAAAGCCACUACUGAAUAAAACACUACUGUUAUAUAAUGAAUAGGUAUGAUAUGGGAUGGGUUUACUCAUCAUAUCAAUCAAACAUUUAGCGUAGUUUUUAUCUGGAAAAGCUUUUUAUUAUUUCAUAAAGGCUUAUUCAAGUCGCAGUUGCACAAAACUGGUUUGACAGUUGUAAAGAUGAACGAGACAGUCCAGAAGGUCUGUAGGCAAGGCUGUAGAUGUGUCUGUUGAUCUGAUAGUGGACGUGGUCUGUCUGCAGUGUUUGACUCCAAGUUGAUUAUUUUACUGAAUAUAGAUGAUGAUGCACCAUAGCCGCAUCUCGGCACAUUUUUUUUUGCCAUCUCAACAGCUCCUUUCCAAGUGAGUGGAAGUAUUUGCAGUAAAUACAACGAUGUUAAUUCCGCUAUUGUGGCCUGCCUCUGAGGAAAGCUGAAUUCCCUUGAAUUCAGUGGCAAGUGGGAGUUGUGCAUCCUCAGUAAGUACAAAUCACCUUUCAGAAAGAAGCUCUUUCAGGAGGUUAUGUAUUUUCUGUCAUUUGCCCUUUUUUUGGCAUUAAACUGCAUUUAAGCUGACUCUUUGGGAAACUUGCACUGAUUAACUCAUAUUGGGUUUAACUAACAAUGUGUUUGAACAAUGCAGAUCCAUUUGCUGACAUUCUUUUGAUGUAAUAUAAGCCUGCUCCCAAUUGAGUUAAGCUAGUCUGCAAGCAACUUUCAUCAUGAAAAAAGAUUAUAUACCCAGAAGGUCUUCUGAUUAAUUUCACUAGAUUUAAGUUUCUAUUUUAGGUUAUCUUUAUGUAACUUUGCUACAUAGACAAGGCCUAAUAACAGGAAAUGCUAUUUAUUUAAACUAACAGGGCUUGCUGAAAUUAUCUUCAGUGCCACCAAUGUUUUGUGCAAUCACUAUGCGGGUGUUUCUGUGCACUUCAGACCAGUGUCAUGCAGACUGUUUGUUAUGAAAAUAAUGUGGGAUAUGGCUGCUCUCAAAAUUUUAUUUAAACAA
Messenger RNA from Cygnus olor (mute swan), 2980 nucleotides. It is a transcript of the gene FITM2, whose product is annotated as fat storage inducing transmembrane protein 2. The transcript is spliced from 2 exons. The record is from RefSeq and is a predicted model, not a curated record. Bases 94 to 909 code for a protein of 271 amino acids. Lineage: Eukaryota; Metazoa; Chordata; Aves; Anseriformes; Anatidae. Gene Ontology annotation, biological process: lipid storage; phospholipid biosynthetic process; lipid droplet organization. Gene Ontology annotation, cellular component: endoplasmic reticulum membrane.